CGGAUGCAGGAGCUGCAGAUAGAAAACGUCUAGAAAUUCAAGGAUGCUUCCCCGGAUGAGGGGGCAGGAUGCGAUGAAAAAAAAAAGAAAAGAUUUUUUUAAAAACCCGGUAACGAUGCUGAAUUUUACGAAGAGGGACAAAGUUGAUAGGAAAUGAAUAGCGGAUCAGAGACAUUUUUGUAUUUCCCAAAAUAGGACACCUCCACCCCCACCCCACAACCCUGAGCAAGAAAAGGGACGAGUCAAGGGGUUCGACCAGCAAUGUGAAAGGCGCCCACUCUGUUGGGAUGAUUUCCAGGGUUGGCACCCGAUCGGGACACAUGAGUCGCCCUCAUAGCCAGACCUCGGUCGCCGCGGAAGAGAGUGGGUCAUAACCGGGAAGAGAUAAAGAAGAAAGAGAUUAAGAACCCCAAGCAGUCGCAGACUGCAGACAGCAAGGAAGACGGAGCAGCCACCGCUGCAACUACUACUAUCGCGAUUCCCAAAGGAAGUCCAGGCACCAGGUCCUGAAGAAGCAGCCCAGCACCCCUGAUGAGCACCUUCGGUUUACUUCGAGGUCCUGCAGUACUAGCCAGAGUAUGCGUGGGGCCGCAUGGCCUCAGGCUCAGGGAGAAGUGGGCACUGCUGUCCCCAGGAAGUGCUGGCACUGCGCUACAGGUGGCUGACAAGAGGGACCACCCCGCCCUGCUGCCUCUGGACGAGAGUGAGCUGGAGGAGCAGUUUGUGAAGGGACGCGGACCAGGGGGCCAAGCCACCAACAAGACCAGCAACUGCGUGGUGCUAAAGCAUGUGCCCUCAGGGCUCGUGGUGAAGUGCCAUCAGACGAGAUCUGUGGACCAAAACAGGAAGCUGGCUCGGAAAAUCCUACAGGAGAAAGUAGAUGUUUUCUACAAUGGUGAAAAUAGUCCUGUUUGCAGAGAGAAACGAGAGGCAGAGAAGAAAAAGCGAGAAAGGAAGAAAAGAGCAAAGGAAACUCUAGAAAAAAAGAAACUACUGACAGAACUAUGGAAAUCAAGUCAAAAUUCUGCUGUGGAUAAAAAUGCCAAUUCUGGCUGAACUUGCCAGAAAGUGUCCAGGGAGUAGUUAGAAGGGUCUCCUUUUUUUGUUUGUUUUUUAAGAAACAAGUCUCUUGUGCUGGGAGUAUAGCUCAUGGGGGCGCUCUGUGUUCAGUGCCCCAACAAUGAAAAAAAAAGCAGCUGUGAUCUCACUGCCGGCCCAAUUCCUAGAACUCAAAAGAUCUCCCUUGGUUCCAGCCUCCCAUGUAGCAAGAACUGCAGGAGUAUGCCGCUGUGCCUGGAAGCCAGGCUUGGUGGCGCAUGCCUGUAGUUCUAGCACUUAGGAGGCUGAGGCAAGAGGAUUGCAAGUUCAAGGCCACCAGAACUAUACGAAAAUGAUGGUGACAUUAUUUAGGUACUUGCCCAUUUACCCUGUUAGCUUGUUAGUAGACUUGUUUUGCCAAGAAAUGUUUCUCAGGGCCAGGGAUUUAGCUCUGGCACCACACUUGCUUCCAUAAGCACAAGGCCCUGAGUUCAAUCCCCAGUACAGAAAAAAAAGCCUCUGCAGACAAACAUGUCAUUCAGGCUGGGGAUUCAGCUCAGUGGUUUUACCGCCUGCCUUGUAAAUGCAAGGGCCUGAGUUUGAUCCCCAGUACCAAAAACAAAAAACACGUGAUUUUCUGUAUACCAACGUGUGGGGAGCAUUUUGUUUCAAGUACUGGGGAUCAAACGCAAGGCCUCCACUGAGCUGCACCCCAGCCCUAUUUCAUAUUUGCCAUCGUGACAAAUAGGGGAUGGUGCUGACAGGCCCAGCGUGCUUUUCUGACCACAGCACAUGAAAUACAGAUUCUGUAGCACUCAGAAA
Molecule: messenger RNA, 1860 nt
Organism: Fukomys damarensis (Damara mole-rat)
Lineage: Eukaryota; Metazoa; Chordata; Mammalia; Rodentia; Bathyergidae
Gene: Mtrfr
Product: chromosome unknown C12orf65 homolog
Exons: 3
Coding region: 532-1056 (174 amino acids)
Biological process (GO): translational termination
Cellular component (GO): mitochondrion
Molecular function (GO): translation release factor activity
Source: RefSeq, a predicted model, not a curated record